GGCCUCAGGCCUGCAAUGCCGCCUUCCCUGCCUCACGCAAGCCACGCCAGGUCACGUGGUACGGGCCGGGGCGGAGACAGAAAGCCCGGCCUGCGUCGGUCUGUCGGACCAGCCGCCAUGCUGUUGCUCUCGGAGCCCGGCGGCCGCCCCCGUGUCAGGCCGGCCUUCGUCCCGCUCCUCUUGCCUCUCUUCCUUCUCCUCCUCCUGCUGCCGGGCUCCGUGCGGCCCAUCUCCUUUCAGCUGCCGGGCAAAGCCCGCAAAUGCCUACGGGAGGAGAUCCACCGCGACACGCUGGUCACCGGCGAGUACGAGGUCGCCCCGCCGCCGGGCUCGGCUACCGGCCCGUCUGCCGAUCUAAAGAUUACUGAUUCGGCUGGGCACACACUCUAUGCCAAGGAGGAUGCCACUAAAGGCAAAUUUGCUUUCACCACAGAGGACUAUGACAUGUUUGAGGCCUGCUUCGAGAGCAAGCUUCCUGUGGGAACCGGGCGGAUGCCAGACCAGCUCGUGACCUUGAACAUGAAGCAUGGAGUGGAAGCAAAAAACUACGAGGAGAUUGCUAAAGUGGAGAAGCUGAAGCCCCUGGAGCUGGAGUUACGGCGCCUAGAAGAUCUUUCAGAGUCAAUUGUGAAUGACUUUGCCUACAUGAAGCAGCGGGAGGAGGAGAUGCGGGACACCAAUGAGUCAACCAACAUCCGGGUAUUGUACUUCAGCAUCUUCUCAAUGUUCUGCCUCAUUGGACUGGCUACUUGGCAGGUCUUCUACCUGCGUCGCUUCUUCAAGGCCAAGAAGCUGAUUGAGUAAGGGGAGAGGGCAAGUGUCUCAUCUUUGAAACCCCAGCAGAACAACACAGAGACCCAGUGAUGACUGUUCAGAGCCACUUCAGAGUUGACCUGCCAAAUGAAGUGUUCUUAUAGGAAUUGGCCCCUAAGGGAAGGGAGGGAAAUACAACACACCAAACAACAAAGAGGUUUCUGAACUAUUAUUGGAUACAGUUGGGAGGGAGUGGGGGUUGUGGUUUUAAGUGACUGUUGGGCAAGGACGAAAUAAAACAUUCUUGGAGAUGGUGACAGUUGGCGUUUGCACUGUCUUUUCUCUCCCUUACAGGUAAAGUUAGGUGACCUCUUCCCGUACAUCACCAAACUGGUUCUCUCAGCCUCUUCAACACACUGAAAUCGCUAUACUUGGCAGCAGUCUAAGAGUUACCGCAGAGGUUUUGGAGGGAAUGGCUUAGAUGCUUGGGGAGCCAGUCUUCAGUGAAACAAAUCUUGUUGCAGAUGUUUAGGAGCUACACUCCUGAAGAGGGGAUGACAUGCAAGAAAGUAUUGGUUGCCAGGAUAGUUGAUAUUUCUAUUAGAGGCAGAAAGGGCACUUAAUGGUUGAGGAGAAUAUAUGGUUCAUAUUGCUUAAGAGUGGGGAAGAAAGCAGUGGUGGAGAGACUUCUCAGAUUCUUGUUCUCAUUCUCGGGGGAUAAUACUUCUCUUGUUCUGAAAUGUUACUACAGUUCUUGAAAGCACCUUGGAUACUGUGAACAACUCUUCCUUCAGUGGUAAGAAGCAUCUGCCAGGUGCAUACUUGAAAUGCAUGCUCAGGUUUAUCCCUGUGCUUGGGAGGGGCUGGGGGAGAUGGCAACUCCCUGUGGUAAUGGCCAAUGUCAAAUCUGCUAGAGGUAGGAAUAAGACUGCUAUAUGGUCAGUUACAAAACUGCAUUGUAACAAGACUUUAAAUCAAGUUACAGCCAGGUAAUAGAAUGUUUCACGGUAGGAAUAUAAACCAGCUGGGUAGUCUGUAGAUAAUUUUGUUAUGAAACUACAGUUUUUUGGGGGGAGAGGUGUGCACCCUUCUUGGGCUUCAGGGCUUGUAGCUGUGUGCCCAAAUAUUUUGAGCAUGGUUGUUAUGAAUCUUAAGUUGUCUUUUCCAUUGGGCCCAUACAAUUUACCCUACGAGUUAAAUAGGGCUUUUUCCUGUUUAAAUGUUGUGCAGUUGUUGGCAAGGUAAAACGUUUCUUAAUUGCCAGCUGCAUGACACCCAUUAUAUGGGCAGCUUUCUGUUAGUUGCUUAAACAUAAACUUUCAGUAGCUGUUUGAGACCACUGGGUUGAAUGAACAGUAACAGUAAAAAAAGAAUUCUUUCUUUCUUUUAGGUCAUAACAAAUAUCUACCCCACCCCCAAUAUCUGGAAUAGAUACCAAAGGAUGUUAGCUGCAUCAUCCCCACCCCACCGACCAAGUAGCAUCUUUUUCUGGAAACAUUCAUUUCUUGUUUUGAGUUGAUCUUAAAUAUUCCAGAACAAAAGGGGUAAGGAUGUAGGAAGAGGUCCUCUCUGGCUCCCAAAACUGCCAAGUUUCAGUUUUGUGAUGAACAAGGAGAUGCAAUGUAGAGAGUCACAGCUAUGCUGAUAAACCUUGAAACUUCAUCACACAUUACUCCCCUUUUUCUGCUUUCCAAAACCACAGUUGAUUCACAUGUUACAAAUAUAUUUUCUGGAAUUCUGUGUCUUACGGGUGUGCUAGGGUCUUAUUUGGAUUGGGGCUGAGAUGAACAUGGGUGCUUAAGCCUCCCCCCAAUGCCAUUUUCUCCACUUGAAAUGGCUCCAGGGAGCUGCUGUUUGCCCUGUUGGGGCAAUUUGGGGCCAUUGGUACAUGUAGGUUUUCCCAACAGGGCUAGUACUGUCUCCUCAAGGCCAUUUCAGGUUAAGAAAAAGGUAACAGGGAGAGCCUUAAGCACCCUUUUGCUGUGUGCCCAUAGUGAUGAAAUGGGCACGUGCCUUGGAAGCUUAGAACUCCAGACAAUACCUUUGUAACGUGUUCACAGCCCUCAGUGUUGUUUAUGUUGCUUGCAGAGGUCUGCUGUGGCUUUUAAAGUCAGCUUCCAAGGCUCCUUACUUUAAAAAAAAAUUGUUUGCAACAUUUGGAAGCUGUUACAACAAUUAAAAAAAAAACCUAUGUAAUAGCAAUAAUAGUGAUGCUAGAGGGUUGUGCUACAUAAGACACAAUAACUUAGAUUCCUUAUUUGGAUCCAGUUGCACAUCUGCAGUAGCUGAAAAGGGGGUGAGGACAAUGCUCCCUCUAAGCUGUGGAGUCUUGUGAGCAAAAAUUCUACUUUGUGAGCU
Molecule: messenger RNA, 3111 nt
Organism: Gekko japonicus
Lineage: Eukaryota; Metazoa; Chordata; Lepidosauria; Squamata; Gekkonidae
Gene: TMED10
Product: transmembrane p24 trafficking protein 10
Exons: 5
Coding region: 16-804 (262 amino acids)
Biological process (GO): endoplasmic reticulum to Golgi vesicle-mediated transport; intracellular protein transport; Golgi organization
Cellular component (GO): endoplasmic reticulum; COPII-coated ER to Golgi transport vesicle; endoplasmic reticulum-Golgi intermediate compartment
Source: RefSeq, a predicted model, not a curated record